Neurospora tetraspora is the source of this 4159-nucleotide messenger RNA. RefSeq lists its product as uncharacterized. The transcript is spliced from 2 exons. Gene Ontology annotation, biological process: nucleoside metabolic process. Gene Ontology annotation, cellular component: kinesin complex. The record is from RefSeq and is a predicted model, not a curated record. Lineage: Eukaryota; Fungi; Ascomycota; Sordariomycetes; Sordariales; Sordariaceae. Bases 284 to 4159 code for a protein of 1291 amino acids. Gene Ontology annotation, molecular function: protein binding; catalytic activity.
GGGCCUCUCAAUCACCUAUGCCCAACGAUGUACCCAACGCGAUAUUGACGAGUCUUCUGCUUGCAAGACAACUGUGCGAAGAGGCUGUGCCCGAUACCUCUACUCAGUUCCCGUCGGUUGUGGUGGAAGUCAGAGUCCAACUUUCUUUUUGCCAGACAUCUCGUCCAUCGCGCGACACCGAAAAUAUCACCAUUUUGAACGCGAGGAUUGAUACGGACGUUUGGAAACCGACAAGCGUUGGUGUCGUCGUUAUCAGAUCGGACAAGGCACCCGCUCCACGACAAUGGGGGACGAUCUCAAGUACGCCGCUCCUGCAAGCAAGAACGGCUUUGAGAUUGCGAUACUCUGCGCACUACCCAAGGAACGAGCAGCUGUUUUGUUACUCCUCGACGAUCUCUGGGAUGGAAAGGGCAGUAACCGGCACCGGUAUGCCAGGGCCGAAGGGGACGUCAACAUCUACACGCAUGGGCGGAUCGGGAGGUUCAAUGUAGUUAUCGUCCUUCUUGACACCAUGGGCAAAGUCCCGGCUGCCGGUGCAGCUACCGCCGUCCGAAUCAGUUACCCCAAUAUUUCCCUAGCCCUGAUCGUCGGCAUUUGCGCCGGGGUGCCGUUCCCCAAGAAGAGUCAGGAAGUCAUCCUCGGCGACAUCGUUGUCAGCAACAUCCUGAUUCACCGCGACUUUGGAAGACAAUACUCCGAUCGCUUUAAGGCCAAGGUUGAAGCCGAGGAUGUGUACGGCCGACCGAACAAGAAUAUUCGGAGCUUGCUUAGGUCGCUGGGAGACGAUGGUUGUCCUGAGGUCGAAGAACAAGCUGCAGAGUACCUACGGCAGCUUCAGGAGAAAAAUGAUACAGACCCAAAGCAGGAAACCGGCAAAUACAAAUACCCUGGAGUAGACAAGGACAAACUUUUUGGCGAUGCCUACGAACAUAAACAUCACGACCCUACCUUGGAUUGCGGCUGUUGCACACAAGGUUCUACCUGCGAGGGAUCCCGGGAAAUUGAGUGUGAUGAACUCGGCUGCGACGACAAUUUGUUGGUUCCGAGGCAAAGACUUACUCGACAUCGUGCCCAAGGAUCGACCCCGCUUCCUCAGAUACACAUUGGCCGUAUGGGGUCCGGAGACAGUGUCAUACGCUCUGCCCAGCACCGCAAUGCUCUCGCUGCCGAAGGAGUCAUCGGCAUAGAGAUGGAGGGUGCGGGAGCUUGGGACGAACUGCCUUCUAUUGUGAUCAAAGGGGUAUGUGACUACGCUGACAGCCACAAAAGUAAAAUGUGGCAGGACUAUGCGGCGGCUACUGCUGCAUCAGUUGCGAAGGCUGUUUUGGAUGAGUACCCAGGGAGCGGAAGGGUUUCUGGGGACACACAUGGUCCGCAAGAAGCUAUGAACCCGCUUGUUGAUUCUGCAAGGCACCAGGAGAUGCAGCAAAUGUCAGAGAAGGAUCAGCAAUGCUUAAAGGACUUGCGCAUUACCAAUCCUCGCCACGAUAAAACCCGCAUCGAACAGACCAAAGGCGGUCACUAUAGAGUCAAAUUCUCUCUUCGGGGUAUGCCGAGGUCAAACAACUUCGUGCCUCGACCCUCUGAUAUUACGGAUAUUGAGAAAUCUCUUCUUCCUCACCACCCGAAAAAACAAGGGUGCAAUGUCUUUGUUCUUCACGGGCUCGGCGGAAUUGGGAAAACUCAACUAGCUGUCAACUUUGCACGGCAAUACCAAGCUGCCUUCAGCGCCAUCUUUUGGCUGGACGGCACAUCAGAAGACAGCCUUAAACAAAGCUUUGCCAGUUGUGCAAAGAGGAUACCAAAAGACCAGAUUCCUGAGAAUAUCAGAAGUCCAAAAACAGGCGAUGAAGUCGAUCUUAACGAUAUUGUGGAGCACGUACAAGAGUGGCUCGCAGAAGAUAACAAUGUCGAUUGGCUUUUGAUCUUCGAUAACGUUGAUCUCGAUCAUACGCAAGGAGAAAAACCGGGCGCUUAUGACAUUCGAAAGUAUCUUCGGAGUGACCACGGCGCAGUCCUGAUUACAUCCCGGUUGUCCAAGCUAGCACAGCUUGGCGAAUCUAAGCGCAUUAAACGUGCUGACCCAGACUUGAGUAAGAAAAUAUUCGAGAAGUGGUACGGGAAGGAACUAAUGAUGGAUGAUGAUGCACAAGAGUUGCUGCGUUUAUUAGCAGGUCUGCCACUUGCACUCGCGCAAGCCGCUGCAUUUAUAGGAGACUUAAACCUAUCUGUCGCUGAGUACAUUCGCCUAUAUAAGCAGCAGUGGGGUAAACUCUUCCGGAAUACGAACUCCGGCCUACUAGACUACGAUAAUCGCAGCGUGAUGACGACCUGGACGAUAUCAUUCAACAAGAUCGAGGCGAGGGACAAGAACGCUGGGAAUCUACUACGGCUUUGGGCUUUUCUCGACAAUAGAGAGAUGUGGCACAGUCUACUGCAAGUGGCCAGAAAUAACCAGGAGCAGUGGCCUGGAUGGUUGCGCGAUAUAGCGCGCGAAAAGGUUGAGUUUCUCAAUGCAGCGGGAUUGCUGCUCCGCUACUCUAUGAUCGAGGCCCGAGAGUCUGAGCAAAGCAGCUAUAGCAUGCAUCCGGUAGUGCAUGAAUGGAUAUCGCAUAUACAAGAUGACGAUGGGAAGAGAGUGUUUCUACGGCUAGCGGUAAUGUUGAUAGGAUUUUCAGUGCCCGACCGUACGACUAAGAAUUAUUGGGUACUCCAGCGACGGCUUCUCCCUCAUGCGGAGAGGUGCUCAUGGUGGAUGGGAGAAUUAGAAGGAGGAGAGUGUAAUAUGGAAGACAUUACCAUCGGUCAUGCAACACAUAGCUUGGGCAACCUCUAUGUGACUCAGGGCCGGCUAAAGGAGGCUGAAGCGAUGUAUCAGCGAGCGUUAGAAGGCAAGGAGAAGGCGCUUGGACCGGAUCAUACGUCGACUCUCAAUACAGUUAACAACUUGGGAAGCCUCUACGCGGAUCAGGGCCGGCUAGAGGAGGCUAAAGCGAUGUAUCAGCGAGCGCUAGAAGGCAAGGAGAAGGCGCUUGGACCGGAUCAUACGUCGACUCUCGAUACAGUUAACAACUUGGGCCUUCUCUAUAAGACUCAGGGCCGGCUAAAGGAGGCUGAAAUGAUGUAUCAGCGAGCGCUAGAAGGCUACAAGAAGGCGCUGGGACCGGAUCAUACGUCGACUCUCAAUACAGUUAACAACUUAGGCAGCCUCUACGCGGAUCAGGGCCGAUUAAAGGAGGCUGAAGUGAUGUAUCAGCGAGCGCUAGAAGGCAAGGAGAAGGCGCUUGGACCGGAUCAUACGUCGACUCUCGAUACAGUUAACAACUUGGGCCUUCUCUAUAAGACUCAGGGCCGGCUAAAGGAGGCUGAAAUGAUGUAUCAGCGAGCGCUAGAAGGCUACAAGAAGGCGCUGGGACCGGAUCAUACGUCGACUCUCAAUACAGUUAACAACUUAGGCAGCCUCUACGCGGAUCAGGGCCGAUUAAAGGAGGCUGAAGUGAUGUAUCAGCGAGCGCUAGAAGGCAAGGAGAAGGCGCUUGGACCGGAUCAUACGUCGACUCUCGGUAUAGUUCACAACUUGGGCCUUCUCUAUGUGACUCAGGGCCGGCUAAAGGAGGCUGAAAUGAUGUAUCAGCGAGCGCUAGAAGGCUACAAGAAGGCGCUGGGACCGGAUCAUACGUCGACUCUCAAUACAGUUAACAACUUAGGCAGCCUCUACGCGGAUCAGGGCCGGCUAGAGGAGGCUAAAGCGAUGUAUCAGCGAGCGCUAGAAGGCAAGGAGAAGGCGCUUGGACCGGAUCAUACGUCGACUCUCGAUACAGUUAACAACUUGGGCCUUCUCUAUAAGACUCAGGGCCGGCUAAAGGAGGCUGAAAUGAUGUAUCAGCGAGCGCUAGAAGGCUACAAGAAGGCGCUGGGACCGGAUCAUACGUCGACUCUCAAUACAGUUAACAACUUGGGCAACCUCUACGCGGAUCAAGGCCGACUAAAGGAGGCUGAAGUGAUGUAUCAACGGGCGCUGUCUGGUUAUUCAGCAGCCUUAGGCUCGUCCCACGCGAAAUCUCUUCUUGUCAUAAAGAAUAUAGGAUCUUUACAACUUGCAAAAGGUAGCCUCUCUCUGCAAGAACUAAUAGUUAAGUUUGCUAACAUUUAUAACUAG